Messenger RNA from Suncus etruscus (white-toothed pygmy shrew), 963 nucleotides. RefSeq names its product paired box 4 (gene PAX4). The coding region runs from base 1 to 963 and encodes 320 amino acids. Gene Ontology annotation, biological process: regulation of transcription by RNA polymerase II; anatomical structure development. Lineage: Eukaryota; Metazoa; Chordata; Mammalia; Eulipotyphla; Soricidae. Gene Ontology annotation, molecular function: DNA-binding transcription factor activity, RNA polymerase II-specific; RNA polymerase II cis-regulatory region sequence-specific DNA binding. The transcript is spliced from 10 exons. The record is from RefSeq and is a predicted model, not a curated record.
AUGCAACAAGAUGGGGUCAGCAGCGUGAAUCAGCUCGGGGGUCUUUUUGUGAAUGGUCGGCCGCUGCCCCUGGACACACGUCGGCAGAUUGUGCGGCUGGCAGUGGGUGGGAUGCGGCCCUGUGAGAUUUCCCGGCGCUUGAAGGUAUCUAACGGCUGUGUGAGCAAGAUUCUGGGACGGUACUACUGUACAGGUGUUCUGGAGCCCCAAAGAACUGGGGGGAGCAAGCCCCGCCUGGCCACACCCACUGUGGUGGCACGUAUUGCCCAGCUGAAAGCUGAGCGUCCGGCUCUGUUUGCCUGGGAGAUCCAACAGCAGCUCCAUGCUGAGGGACUUUGCAGCCAGGAAAAGACCCCCAGUGUCUCCUCCAUCAACAGAGUCCUAAGGGCACUGCAGGAGGAAAACAGCUUGCCCUGGACCCCGCUCAGGCCAGCAGCUGUUGUGGCUCCUGUUCAAGAUGGCUCUGAGGCUCCCCGGGGCCCCCAUCCAGGGACCAGCCACCGGAAUAGGACUAUCUUCUCCCCAGGCCAAGCUGAGGCACUGGAGAAAGAGUUCCAGCGUGGACAGUACCCAGAUUCUGUGGCCCGUGGAAAGUUGGCUGCUGCCACUUCUCUUCCAGAUGAUACAGUGAGGGUCUGGUUUUCCAACCGCAGAGCCAAAUGGCGCCGGCAAGAAAAGCUUAAAUGGGAAAUGCAGUUACCAGAAAGCACCAUCCCCACAGUCUACUCUGUGAACAGUGACCUCUGUAGUUGUACAGGACAGAGUCUGGGGCAUGAGGAACUCAAGUCCUCAACCACUCUUCCUGCCCUGGAUUCCUUGGGCCCUUCCUGCUACCAGCUGUGCUGGGGGUCAGCAGACAGGUGUCUGAGUGAUGUUGCACCUCAAGCCUCUGUCAAAUCCUGCUUGGGUAAGAUCCCCCCACAGCCCAGCAUCCUGGAUUGGCAAGUACUUUGUCAUCCCUGA